Molecule: messenger RNA, 699 nt
Organism: Nezara viridula (southern green stink bug)
Lineage: Eukaryota; Metazoa; Arthropoda; Insecta; Hemiptera; Pentatomidae
Source: the annotation of a GenBank genome assembly
AUGGUUAGACCUACCAGGAAAAAGAAAGUUAACAAAAACUCGUCAUCAGCACUAAUUGAUCCACUAGAUGACCUUUACAACGAAACGGGGAUCUCCGGCGAAGAGAUCGUAAGGUUUCUGAGUGAACAGUUGGGCGUUCCGGGAGAUAUCAUUCUCAAUGGAAUUCGCAAGGUCAUGCAGGUAGCUAAUGGCACGAGGAAUAAGAAGAAAAUUAAGAGGACUAAAGCUGGUUCAAUGUGGACUAGUAGACCAAGAAUAAGGCGCCGACCCAGGGGGAGACAUCUCUACAAGGCGAAAACAGCUAGACACUUAGUCACACGCCGAAAAAGCCUUGAAGACAAAGAAGGUCGUGGAUGGACUUCCUUUCUUGAUGACGAUGUUCUGCAGCAUUCGGUGAAAGGAAACCCCAGAACAACUCUUCGAAAACUUGCAGGGAAUGACCACCUCGAGGCGAUUGGAAAGAAGGCAAGAGUGGGGACGGUCUGGCGGAUGAACGGUCAGUCGGUAUCAGUCCUAGCCAUGGAGAACAUGAAGAUUGUCCGGAUGGGCCAGCAUGUCCUCGAGUUCGAGGACUCUCCGGACGUCGGAGACUUCUUUGUCGAGAAGGCCAGGAUCGAACUAAGGGAGACUCCCGAAUUGAGGGAAGCCGCGUUGAAGGAAUUCAGGAAGCUUAUAGAUGGUGAGUCCAGAUUGUUUUAG